AUAAUACUCUCUCUCUCUCUCUCUAUUGUUUUGAAGCUCCCCACCCCCACAGCAGCACAGUGGUGAAAUGAAGAACGAAGAGCAGGCACGGACCACAACAACGGCCUCGCCGGCGGCGGGGGCGGCUUGGAAGCGAGAGCUCUCCGACGGCUCCGGUGGAGGAUUCGUAUUGGGGAAGGUCCGCUACAAGUUCUGGGCCUUGUCGGCCAUACUGUUGCUUGCUUUCUGGUCCAUGUUCACCGGCAGUGUCACUCUCAAAUGGUCCGCCGGUAAACUUGGCCCUCUCUCCGACGAUGACUUCGAUUCCCCGAUCCACCGCGAUCUCGACAUCCUGGAAUUACAAGAGCGAGAGAAGUUAGUGAAGCACAUGUGGAACGUAUACACGCAUAGUACUACCAUCCGAUUGCCAAGCUUUUGGCUGGAGGCUUUCGAGGCUGCCUACGAAGACUUGACCAAUGAUGUCCCCGCCGUCCGUGACACCGCCAUUUCGGAGAUUGCCAAGAUGAGCUUCAGGUCCUUCCAUUUCGAACCGCCUCCCGUUCAAUCAACGAAUGCGAAAAAAAGAAGAAAUAUGGAUACCCAGAUUGAGAAAGACAAGAAGAUGGCCACUACACUUGGAACUAACUAGAUGAAAGCUGGAUGAGUGCGCGAAAUUUCUGCCUGGUAUUCAUCAAGGUUUUCUUAUUUCCUGCCUCAAAGCAGAAGGCUAGUGGCAGGGGCAUAUACUGUUUUUUCGGUGCCAUAACAUAAAAGAAAGUUACAUAGAAUCCACAUAUUAAGUUAUUGAGGUUAAAAAUAAGCUGUUUCGAAAGAGUUCUUCAGAUAAUCUGAAUAUGGAUUGGAUUUUUGGCACUCUUAUGUUUUGAGCUGCACAAGUGUAGUGUAUUCUAGUCAUCAUUAUAAUAUAACGAGACAUUAUGGUUCAUUCUGGCAGCAUGUUGCUAGAACGUUGUUUGUUUACAUUUCACACAAACUUCAUAGAUCUCCACUUUCCAAUU
Messenger RNA from Diospyros lotus (date-plum), 998 nucleotides. RefSeq lists its product as uncharacterized. The transcript has 3 exons. Lineage: Eukaryota; Viridiplantae; Streptophyta; Magnoliopsida; Ericales; Ebenaceae. The record is from RefSeq and is a predicted model, not a curated record. Bases 68 to 628 code for a protein of 186 amino acids.